Messenger RNA from Leptosomus discolor (cuckoo roller), 1913 nucleotides. The record is from RefSeq and is a predicted model, not a curated record. Lineage: Eukaryota; Metazoa; Chordata; Aves; Leptosomiformes; Leptosomidae.
GCUGCUGGACAUUGAACAAGAAAUGACCACAUUUGCAGGUUACUAUGCAGGAAUUGGUUGUGCCAUACUUGUGUUAGGAUACCUCCAAAUCUGCUUUUGGGUUAUGGCUGCAGCUCGUCAGAUACAGAAAAUCAGGAAAGCUUAUUUCAGGAAAGUAAUGCGAAUGGAUAUAGGCUGGUUUGACUGUACAUCUGUAGGAGAACUGAACACCCGAAUUUCUGAUGAUGUUAACAAAAUUAAUGAAGCUAUUGCUGACCAAGUAGCAAUCUUCAUCCAGCGCUUAACCACCUUUGUGUGUGGAUUCCUAUUGGGAUUUGUCAGUGGCUGGAAACUGACCUUGGUUAUCAUUGCAGCCAGCCCUCUGCUUGGGGUUGGAGCAGCUGUCUAUGGCUUGGCUGUGGCAAAACUAACAGGCCGAGAAUUAAAGGCUUAUGCAAAAGCUGGAGCUGUGGCUGAUGAAGUGCUCUCAUCCAUCAGAACAGUAGCUGCUUUUGGUGGGGAGAAGAAAGAAGUUGAAAGAUAUGAUAAGAAUCUGGUGUUUGCUCAGCACUGGGGAAUUCGAAAAGGAAUAAUAAUGGGUUUAUUCACUGGUUACAUGUGGCUUAUAAUUUUCCUGUGUUAUGCAUUAGCCUUUUGGUAUGGCUCUAAACUUGUCCUUGAAGAAGAAGAGUAUUCACCUGGCACUCUUCUGCAGGUUUUCUUUGGUGUUUUAGUAGGAGCUUUAAAUCUUGGCCAGGCAUCUCCUUGUCUGGAAGCCUUUGCCACUGGCCGUGGGGCUGCAGCAAACGUUUUUGAGACAAUAGAUAAAAAACCCACCAUUGACUGCAUGUCAGAAGAUGGCUACAAGCUGGAUAAAGUACGAGGUGAAAUUCAAUUUCAUAAUGUAACAUUCCAUUAUCCCUCCAGACCAGAUGUAAAGAUUUUGGAUAACCUUAAUAUGAUUAUUAAAGCAGGGGAGACAACAGCUUUUGUUGGAGCUAGUGGAGCUGGAAAAAGUACAACAAUACAGCUCAUCCAGCGUUUCUAUGACCCCACUGAUGGCAUGAUUACCCUGGAUGGCCAUGACAUUCGUUCCCUUAAUAUCCAGUGGCUACGCUCACAGAUUGGUAUUGUUGAACAAGAGCCAGUGCUGUUUGCCACCACGAUUGCAGAGAACAUUCGCUAUGGUCGGGAUGAAGCUACCAUGGAAGAGAUAAUCAAAGCAGCCAAACAGGCCAAUGCUUACAAUUUCAUCAUGGAGUUGCCACAGCAAUUUGACACUCAUGUUGGAGAGGGUGGAAGCCAGAUGAGUGGAGGCCAAAAACAGAGGAUAGCUAUUGCUCGAGCUCUUGUGCGAAACCCAAAAAUCCUGCUACUGGAUAUGGCUACAUCAGCACUUGAUAAUGAAAGUGAAGCUACUGUCCAAGAAGCACUUCAUAAGGCUCGCCUUGGCCGCACAGCAAUCUCAAUAGCUCACCGCCUGUCAGCCGUCAAAGCUGCCGAUGUCAUCAUUGGGUUUGAGCAUGGAAGGGCUGUGGAGAGAGGAACUCAUGAGGAGCUCUUGAAGAGGAAAGGGGUUUAUUUCAUGUUGGUGACCUUGCAAAGCAAAGGAGACACAGCUCUUAAUAAAGAAGCAACAGAAACAGCAGAAAAUAAUGUGGUUGAGCCAGAUCUUGAGAAAGCCCAGUCAUUCAGCAGAGGAAGCUAUCAGGCCAGUUUGCGAGCUUCACUUCGGCAGCGUUCCAGGUCUCAGCUCUCUAAUGUGGUCCCUGACCCUCCUUUAUCCAUUGCAAGAGAUCAUGCAGAGUCUAUGUAUCUUAUGCCUUCUUAUGGAGAAGAUGACGGACAAGCAAAAAAGCCAUAUGAACUGAGGGAGACGAGCAGCGCUCAGCACACUGAGUGCUACAAAAAUUCUGCACAAAUCAAACUGCAGG